Messenger RNA from Didymosphaeria variabile, 4389 nucleotides. RefSeq names its product inositol hexakisphosphate and diphosphoinositol-pentakisphosphate kinase. Gene Ontology annotation, cellular component: cytosol. Gene Ontology annotation, biological process: inositol phosphate biosynthetic process; inositol metabolic process. The record is from RefSeq and is a predicted model, not a curated record. Gene Ontology annotation, molecular function: diphosphoinositol pentakisphosphate kinase activity; 5-diphosphoinositol pentakisphosphate 1-kinase activity; inositol hexakisphosphate kinase activity. Lineage: Eukaryota; Fungi; Ascomycota; Dothideomycetes; Pleosporales; Didymosphaeriaceae. The transcript has 4 exons. The coding region runs from base 1 to 4389 and encodes 1462 amino acids.
AUGGAGCUGUCACGCACAGUCAGCGCCGAGAAUGCGCGUACCGGACCUUCACACCUGCUGGCGGGUACCGGCAAUGCAUCUGCAGCGAGCAGGAAAGGUCGCGCGUCAGAGGAAACCAGCGAUGCAAAGGCCGUCCGCGCCAGUAUCUCGAUGCCGCCACCCGCCUCUAAGGCCGUGCCUAGGCAAUUUCCCUCGCGCCGUCCCUCGAAAGCGUCCGAUGUCAGUUUGCGGGAGACGCUCACCGAUCGCCAGCCAUCUCCCGCAAUUGACGAUUCUACCGACCUUCUCACGCCCACCUCUGAAGCGGUGCGCACCUUGACCCACUCGGACCGCCGCCCCGAAAUCGAACCCACCUCCAACCGCCUGUCCUUUUCGUCUCUGUAUUCCAUCGGCUCAGGAAUAUACCCAAGCACCCAUAGGAUGAGCGGGCCUGCAUCAAUCAGCGGCAGUGACGAGGGCCACAAUGGGACCACCACCGCAACAUCGUCGUUGAAUGUCAUGACGGCGAGCCAAAAUGGCGGCAGUCUCAACCCUAGAGUCUCGCCCACGCAGCUGCUCUUUCCAGCUGAACAUCCGACUUACCCCGGCGGCAACAGCAAUCGACUGUCCAUCGCCUCGAAUCCUUCCAACAGCCCCGCCGACGCAUCCCCGCCGCCAACCUCAACCUCUUCGCCCCAUAAUCACGAACGCCGCGCCCGCAGCCGAACACAAGCACAGAGACGUAUCAGCGGGAGCACCGCUGCGAGCAGCAGCCCCGGCGGGAGAGACAUGGGCCGGGAGCCACGACGGCCUACCAGGGGCAUCAUAGGCGUCUGCGCGCUUGAGUCCAAGGCGCGGAGCAAGCCGGCACGUAACAUCUUCGGCAAGCUUGUGGAUGACUUUGAGGUGAAGAUUUUUGGCGACAAAAUUAUCCUUGACGAGGACGUGGAGAAUUGGCCUGUUUGCGACUUCUUGAUAUCAUUCUUUUCCGAUGGCUUCCCGCUCGACAAGGCCAUCGCCUAUGCACGCCUGCGCAAGCCAUUCUGCGUCAACGAUUUGCCCAUGCAGCAGAUUUUGUGGGAUCGUCGUCUCUGUUUACUGAUACUCGACCAGUUGAAGGUGCCUACCCCACGCCGUGUUGAAGUCAGCCGAGAUGGUGGACCCCGAUUGGCGAGCGCCGAGUUUGCCAAACAACUAGAGCAGAGAACCGGCGUGGUUCUGGGCGGUUCCGAUGGCACUGGAGGUGAUGUCGCGCCACCGCAAAAGAUCGAGCUGAUCGACAACGGCGACACCAUCUGUGUCGACGGCAUGACCCUUACGAAGCCCUUUGUCGAAAAACCUGUCAGCGGCGAGGAUCACAACAUUCACAUCUACUAUCACUCCAAGGACGGAGGCGGCGGUCGUAGACUCUUCCGCAAAGUGAACAACAAGAGCUCCGAAAAGGACGAUAGCCUGUACAUGCCAAGAUCCAUGACCGAGCCUGAGAGCAGCUACAUCUACGAGCAGUUUCUGCAAGUCGAGAACGCCGAAGAUGUGAAGGCAUACACUGUUGGCCCGAACUUCUGCCAUGCCGAGACCAGGAAAUCGCCUGUCGUCGACGGGCUUGUUAAGCGGAAUCCCAGUGGCAAAGAAGUGCGAUAUGUAACUAAUCUGACUGAAGCUGAGACAGCCAUGGCCGCGAGAAUCUCGAAUGGCUUUGGACAGAGGGUAUGCGGCUUUGACUUACUUCGGGCAGGAGAUAGAAGCUAUGUCAUCGAUGUCAACGGCUGGAGCUUCGUCAAGGAUAAUCAAACCUACUACGAAAAGGCAUCAACCAUCCUGAAAGAGCUUUUCCUCGAAGAGAUUCAACGAAGAGAACGAAAGAGUACCCAAGCCGCCGCCGCCGAAGCUCAAGAAGCACCUCUCGCAUCGAGUGCCCAGAGGAAGAGCAUUGGUGGACACAGGAGUACCCUGAAAGAAUUAUUUAAAUCUCCUAGUAUGUCUAAGUUGGCUGGUCACCAUCCACAUCUUCCCCAUAUGGGCCGUUCAGGCACUGUUCCAAAUUCACCUGAUACGUCGCUAGGUGCCACCCCUAUUGCAGCAUCCCCAAGUUUCGAGAAGGCCGACGCUACGCCCAUCACAACGAGCCCCGCGCCAGCCGCACUCAAAUCAGAGCCGGAUCUUUUGCUACCGCCUUCAAUUCGCGAUACAGAUUUGCAUUUGGAGAUCGAAAAGUCGCACUCCGAAGAGCAAGUGAACGUACCUCCACCUGCAUCAAAAGCGCAAUGGAAGCUGAAAGGCGUUGUCUCUGUUGUUCGCCAUGCGGAUCGCACACCUAAGCAGAAGUUCAAGUAUACCUUCCACACGAAGCCCUUCGUCGACUUGCUCAAAGGGCACCAAGAGGAGGUCCUGCUCAUUGGCGAGGCCGCACUGCAGAGCGUGAGUGAGGCUGUGAAGUUAGCUAUGAAGGAAGGAGAGGAGGACCCCAAGAAGCUGCGCGAACUCCAAGUGUAUCUUGACAAGAAAGGAGCCUGGCCAGGGACUAAAGUGCAGAUCAAACCCAUGUUUCGUAAACGAAGGAAAGAAGAGAGACUCCCCGGUGAGACGGCCGAGGAAUCUCCCGAACGCACACGCGCAGGUUCCACGGCUAGUGACAUUGUCGAUCUGGCCGCAAAGCGAAGCGAUUCGACGUCCGGAUUGACUCUGUCGAGGAUCUCUGCAGCUGAGAACAAUCUCAUACUAGAAAAGCUGCAGCUCAUCAUCAAGUGGGGUGGUGAGCCUACCCAUUCUGCGCGUCACCAGACGCAGGACAUGGGUGCGAAUUUCCGAAAUGAUUUGCUCCUGAUGAACAGAGAUGUUCUUGAUGAUGUUCAUUUCUUCAGUUCUUCUGAGCGACGCGUUACCACCAGUGCGCAGAUCUUUGCAGCGUCAUUCCUGGAAAGAGACCAAUUCGCGGCCGAGAACAUCCACGUGCGCAAAGAUCUUCUCGACGAUUCUAAUGCCGCGAAAGACAUUAUGGACAAGGUCAAGAAGAAGCUCAAGACGCUUCUUCGCGCGGGCGAUAAGGCACCACCCCAAUUCGCGUGGCCCAAGGACGUUGCAGAACCGUACAUCGUGGCUCAACAAGUAGUAGAGUUGAUGAAGUUUCAUCAACGAGUCAUGAACUACAACUUCAAGAAGCUCGAAACAGAAGCAGUGUCGUCACUACAUGCUGUUGCUGGAAAUCCUGGAGAGGCGACCUCGCCUGGCGGGUCUGCACCAGGAGCGGAUGUCAACAAGAUCCAGCCGCGCUGGUGCUGUAACGAAGGACCAGAGUUGUUCAAAGAGCGUUGGGAGAAGCUUUUCAAGGAGUUUAAAGACGCUGACAAAGUUGAUCCUAGCAAAAUCUCUGAGCUCUACGACACUAUGAAGUUUGACGCUCUCCACAAUCGUCAAUUCUUGGAGUGGAUCUUUACCCCCGACUCGGUAUUCCUAGAUGAGGAGACUGUCGACAACUCCAGACAGGUUUCGAUAGACAGCGGAAGCAGGCCACCGGUCCCUGCACCGUUCGAUCCGGCGAAAGCGGAACAGAAAGAGGCUCAGUCCGAGAAGCCUACGGAGCGUGGCAACCUUGCACAUCGUAUGGGCUUCCGUCGCAAGUCCGAGGUUGCUAUCAAGAACGCUCAACCCCCUCCACCUCCUUCUUACGUGCACGAGUCGUACUUUAAACUCUACACGGGCGUUGGCAGCACAUCUAAAGAAUCAAAGGCGCAAACGGAUGCACGGCUAGUCAAGCUGCGCGAGAUGUACCAUCUCAGCAAGGUUCUUUUCGAUUACAUUGGUCCACAGGAGUACGGUAUCGACAAUGAAGAGAAGCUUGAGAUUGGUCUCCUGACUUCUCUGCCACUACUGAAGGAGAUUGUUGAAGAUUUGGAGGAAUUACAAGCUUCGGAUACGCCCAAGUGCUUCUUCUACUUCACGAAAGAGUCACACAUCUACACGCUUCUCAACUGCAUCUUGGAAGGUGGCAUCAAGACGAAGAUUGAACGAAACGCUAUUCCAGAGCUAGACUACCUAUCUCAGAUCGGCUUUGAGCUGUAUGAGUCGGAGAAUACAUCGACGGAUGACUCGCCCAAUACUUUCAAUUACAGUAUCCGCAUCACCCUUUCGCCUGGCUGCCACGCCUUUGCGCCGCUCGAUGUCCAACUUGACUCACGACACAUGAUUGGUUUCUCGCCUCGUCGCAGUCUUACAGCCCACCACGACUGGAAGGAAGUGCUCGAGACACUGCGCGCCAAGUUCCAUACUGUCAAGCUUCCAAAGUCGUUCGUCGCCAUCAAUCUUAGUGAGAAAGUGCCAGAUGCGUUCGGCGAGCAGAAUGUCAGCGAGGAUGAUGGAAACGACAAUAAAGCAAAGUAUGAUGAGACAGGCUUGCUGGCGGAGAGGUUGUAG